Molecule: messenger RNA, 3960 nt
Organism: Capsella rubella
Lineage: Eukaryota; Viridiplantae; Streptophyta; Magnoliopsida; Brassicales; Brassicaceae
Product: conserved oligomeric Golgi complex subunit 4
Exons: 3
Coding region: 294-3914 (1206 amino acids)
Molecular function (GO): protein binding
Source: RefSeq, a predicted model, not a curated record
AAUUAUAAUACGCAAUAAGAAGAAUCUGUUAUUUAAAGACACUAACCGAGGCACCGCACCGACACUGUUAGUCACCGACAGAGAUAAGUCAUAGAGUCAGUCUGCUGCUUUCUUCUCUUUCCUUAUUGGGCCUAUAUUAAAACCCAGUUGUUCCUUAUUGGGUCUAUAUUAAAGCCUAUUAAUAACUUGGGCUUACAUAAUUUUUGCGUAGACAUUCAAUUACUGCUAGACGCCUAGACUGAAUCACACAAUCUCUCACUUUCAACGGCCGAUUUAAUUAAACACUCCGACUAAUGAUUCGCCGGCUGAUCUACGACUGUUCCGCCGUCACACGCCACCUCAGUCCACCGUUAUUGACGUUUUCACGUUUAUUAUUCUCUUCUUCAUCUGAACACGAAGCUCGAGAGCCGAGACCCUCGGCUCUGGUAUCGAAUCCGAACGCUAAAUCUCCAAUCGGGUCUCCGACUCGGGUUCAAAAGCUCAUAGCUUCGCAAUCGGAUCCUCUCCUCGCCAAGGAGAUCUUCGAUUACGCUUCAAAGCAGCCUAAUUUCCGCCAUUCUCAAUCUUCUCAUCUCAUCCUCAUCCUCAAACUCGGACGUUCUCGAUACUUCACUCUCAUCGACGAUGUUCUCGCCAAGCACAGAUCGAGUGGAUACCCAGUAACCGGAGAACUCUUCACGUAUCUGAUCAAAGUCUACGCAGAAGCGAAGUUACCAGAGAAAGUUUUAAGGACGUUUUACAAAAUGUUAGAGUUCAAUUUCACGCCACAGCCAAAACAUCUGAAUCGGAUUCUGGAGGUUCUCGUAAACCAUAGGGGUUAUCUUCGGAAAGCUUUUGAGCUUUUCAAGAGUUCACGUCUUCACGGUGUGACGCCUAACACGAGAAGUUACAACAUUUUGAUGCAAGCUUUCUGUUUGAAUGAUGAUUUGAGUAUUGCGUACAAACUGUUUGGUAAAAUGCUUGAGAGAGAUGUUGUACCUGACGUGGAGUCUUAUAAGAUUCUGAUAAAAGGGUUUUGUAGGAAAGGACAAGUGAAUGGUGCUAUGGAAUUAUUAGAAGAUAUGCUGAAUAAAGGUUUCGUGCCUGAUAGGUUGAGUUACACAACUUUGUUAAACAGUCUGUGUAGGAAGACGCAGCUCAGAGAGGGUUAUAAGCUUCUAUGUAGGAUGAAGUUAAAAGGUUGUAAUCCUGAUAUUGUUCAUUACAACACGAUGAUUCUCGGGUUUUGUAGAGAAGGUCGUGCUAUGGAUGCUAGGAAAGUUCUUGAUGAUAUGUUAGGUAACGGUUGCUCGCCUAAUCUGGUCUCGUACAGGACAUUGAUUGGAGGACUUUGUGAUCAAGGACUGUUUGAUGAAGGGAAGAAGUACCUACAAGAAAUGAUAUCCAAAGGGUUUUCUCCUCAUUUUUCGAUUUCGAAUAGUUUGGUAAAAGGGUUUUGCAGCUUCGGUAAAGUCGAAGAAGCAUGUGAUAUUGUCGAGGUUGUGAUGCAGAGCGGAGAAACAUUGCAUUUAGACACUUGGGAGAUAAUAAUUCCAUUGAUCUGUAAAGAAGACGAGUCAGAGAAGAUCAAACAGUUUCUUGAAGAUGCUAUUAAAGAAGAGAUAAGUGGUGAUACAAGAAUCAUUGAUGCGGGUAGCGGUUUAGGAUCAUACCUUUCUAGUAAGCUACAAAUGAAACGCAAAUCAGAAAAUCAUAAAAUGCCGGAGAUCGAACAAGACGAUGCGGUGGCGGAGUCGGUGGAUUCGUCCACCGUUAAAUUCGGUACACCGGAAACGUUGGAGUAUGUACGAUCGCUCACUGACGUUGGAGCCAUGACGCGACUUCUUCACGAAUGUAUCGCUUACCAACGAAGCCUAGACUCGGAUCUCGACACGCUUCUGUCGCAGCGCACGGAGCUGGAUCGGAAUCUGGUUCAGCUACAGAGAUCCGCGGAGAUUCUCGAUAUCGUGAAAGCGGAUGCAGAUCACAUGCUUGGAAAUGUUCGAUCGACUUGUGAUCUCGCGGAUCAGGUUAGUGGCAAGGUACGAGAGCUGGAUCUCGCUCAGUCUCGUGUGAAUGUUACUCUCUCUCGCAUUGACGCGAUUGUUGAACGAGGGAAUUGCAUUGAAGGCGUGAAGACAGCUUUGGAAUCGGAGGAUUACGAAUCUGCCGCGAAAUUCGUACAGAGAUUUCUCCAGAUCGAUUCGCAGUACAAGGAUUCUGGUUCUGAUCAGAGAGAGCAACUUCUCGCUUCAAAGAAUCAACUUGAAGGUAUUGUGAAGAAGAAGCUCUUAGCGGCAACAGACCAGAGAGAUCAUCCUACAAUUUUGAGAUUCGUGAGACUUUAUUCUCCAUUGGGGAUGGAGGACGAAGGGUUACAGAUUUACGUUCGUUACUUGAGAAAUGUCAUUACGAUGAGAGGGAGGAUGGAGUACGAAAAUGUGGUUGAGCUCAUGGAGAAAGGAGUCGGACAGGUUAAUUUCGUUGGGUGCUUAACCAAUUUGUUUAAGGACAUUGUCAUGGCUAUUGAAGAAAACGAUGAGAUCCUGAGGGGUCUUUGUGGAGAAGAGGGUGUUGUUUAUGCGAUUUGUGAAUUGCAAGAGGAAUGUGAUUCUAGAGGUUCGUUGAUCUUGAAGAAGUACAUGGACUUUAGAAAGUUAUCUAGAUUGGCGUCUGAUAUUAACAAUUCCCCCAAUCUGAAUCUUCUCGCUGGUGGUGCAUCUGAAGGACCAGACCCGAGAGAAGUUGAGCUGUAUGUGGAAGAGAUACUGUCGCUGAUGCAGUUAGGUGAGGAUUAUACCGAGUUCAUGGUGUCAAAAAUCAAGUCUUUGACGUCGGUAGAUCCUGAAUUGUUGCCAAGGGCUACAAAGGCAUUUAGAAAUGGAAGUUUUAGCAAAGUGGUUCAGGAAGUGACAGGAUACUAUGUGAUGCUAGAAGGGUUCUUUAUGGUUGAGAAUGUGAGGAAAGCUAUAAGGAUCGAUGAGCAUGUACCAGACAGCCUUACCACUUCAAUGGUGGACGAUGUGUUCUACGUUUUGCAGAGUUGUCUGAGGAGAGCUAUUUCAACGUCAAACAUCAGUUCUGUGUUUCCUGUGUUGACCAAUGCCGGUAGCUUGUUGGGCAAUGAUUACCAUGAAGCUUUACAACAGAAGAUUAGAGAGCCUAACCUUGGUGCUAGGUUAUUCUUGGGCGGUAUCGGUGUGGAGAAUACCGGAACAGAGAUUGCAACUGCUUUGAACAAUAUGGACGUGAGCUGCGAGUACAUUCUUAAAUUAAAACAUGAAAUCGAGGAGCAAUGUACUGAGGUGUUUCCUGCACCAGCAGACCGAGAGAGGAUUAAAUCAUAUCUAUCUGAGUUAAGCGAGUUAAGCAACUCGUUCAAGCAAUUACUCAACUCAGGCAUGGAACAGCUCGUAGCAACCGUAACACCAAGAAUCCGUCCGGUUCUAGACACAGUAGCUACCAUAAGCUACGAGUUAACAGAAACCGAGUACGCAGAGAACGAGGUGAAUGACCCGUGGGUCCAAAGACUUCUCCACUCGGUCGAAACAAACGCCGCUUGGCUCCAACCACUAAUGACAUCCAACAACUACGACUCUUUUCUGCAUCUCAUAAUCGAUUUCAUAGUGAAGAGACUGGAAGUCAUAAUGAUGCAGAAACGCUUUAGCCAACUUGGAGGGCUUCAGCUUGACCGAGACACAAGGGCAUUGGUUAGCCAUUUCUCCGGUAUGACUCAGAGAACAGUGAGAGAUAAGUUUGCUCGGCUAACUCAAAUGGCGACGAUAUUGAACUUGGAAAAGGUAUCAGAGAUUUUGGACUUUUGGGGAGAGAACUCAGGACCCAUGACUUGGAGACUCACGCCAGCUGAGGUUAGACGGGUUUUGGGUCUCCGUGUUGAGUUUAAACCCGAAUCAAUUGCUGCUCUCAAGUUGUAAUGUUACUUCUUUUUUUAUUUAAUCUACAAUUACUUAAAAACCAUAA